CUCAAACCAAAAACACUUCUCAACUAUUUCCUACUUCAAAAUCUCUCAAUUCUCAAAUCUCUAAAAUGGGGUUCUCUCAAAUUACUCUACUCCUCCUUGUUCAGCUAAGCUUGAUCAACUUGUGUUUGGGCACAAGAAAGCUUAAUUCUCUUUACCAACCACCACCCAUGUCUCUAACAUACCACAAAGGAGAUUUGCUUGAAGGAAACCUCCCAAUUUCCAUUCUUUGGUACGGAGAUUUCUCACCAGCCCAGAAAUCCAUUGUCUCAGACUUUCUUCUCUCUCUAAACCAGCAAAACCAACAACAACAAAAGCAAAAUCCCUCGGUCUCUAAUUGGUGGAAUACCAUCCAAAUUUACAUGAAAAAAGCUGGAAAGAAACAAACCAACGUUGUCGUAGCAAACCAAGUUUCAGACAAUAACUACUCCAUUGGUAAAAAGUUAACGAAAUCCCAGAUUUCCGAGUUGGCACACGUGGCCAACUCAAAACCCGGAGGGUUGACCUUAGUUCUCACAGCUCAAGACGUGGCGGUCGAAGGCUUUUGCAUGAGUAACUGCGGGUUCCACGGCUCUGACACAAAGCUCAAAUCCGCUUUCAUCUGGGUCGGCAACUCGGUGACUCAGUGUCCAGGUCAAUGCGCAUGGCCAUUUCACAAACCCAUAUACGGACCACAGACCACACCACUGGGUGCACCCAAUGGGGACGUGGGUCUAGAUGGCAUGAUCGUAAAUUUAGCGAGCCUAUUGGCUGGAACCGUGACGAACCCAUUUGGAAACGGCUACUUCAUCGGCUCGGCUGGCGCGCCACUCGAAGCGGCUUCGGCUUGUCCUGGGGUGUACGGUAAAGGAGCCUAUCCGGGUUACGCUGGGGAGCUUUUGGUGGAUUCGGUAACGGGUGCGAGCUAUAAUGGUUUUGGUGUGAGUGGGAGGAAGUACUUGUUGCCAGCACUGUUUGACCCGAAUACUUCUCAAUGUUCAACCAUUGUGUGAGAGAGUGCUGAGAUGUACACACGUGGCUUCUAGUCAUGAUUUUUCAUGUUUGUAUUGUACAUAUAUCUACGUGUGCAUAAAAAUUUAUAAUAUUUAAUUAUGCUUAUUUUGAUUCUUAAUAUUUGAUAUUUAUCUAUAUCUA
Messenger RNA from Quercus lobata, 1131 nucleotides. Its product is annotated as protein EXORDIUM-like. Lineage: Eukaryota; Viridiplantae; Streptophyta; Magnoliopsida; Fagales; Fagaceae. The record is from RefSeq and is a predicted model, not a curated record. The transcript has a single exon. The coding region runs from base 66 to 989 and encodes 307 amino acids.